Molecule: messenger RNA, 906 nt
Organism: Sebastes umbrosus (honeycomb rockfish)
Lineage: Eukaryota; Metazoa; Chordata; Actinopteri; Perciformes; Sebastidae
Gene: tmem17
Product: transmembrane protein 17
Exons: 5
Coding region: 62-658 (198 amino acids)
Biological process (GO): non-motile cilium assembly
Cellular component (GO): ciliary transition zone
Source: RefSeq, a predicted model, not a curated record
UUGGUUUCCAAGGAGACGACGCCGGGUGUCUGUGCGGGGAGGAGGUGGUUCUCCUCUGGUGAUGUUUGUAUUGAGCACUUUAACCCACGGAGCAUCUAACGGGAUGGACCUACCGGAGGCGAUCAGAAGACGGUUAGAAGACUUCUCCCGGAACGUGUUAUUUGACCGGAGUCGGACGCAACCCUUCACUAGAGAGAAGGACCCGUUCCUGUCUCCCGAGCAGCGGGUUCUGUCUAGUCUCCACCUCCAGAUGUCUCUGUACUUCAACAUGUGCUUCUUCCCCUUGUGGUGGAUCAGUGAGACUGUAAUGCUGCAUCUCAAGUAUCCUGCCUUGCCAGACUACUACAAGUUCAUCCUCGUCACUGUUCUCAUCCUGAUGACUCUGAUCGAGGCAAUCAGACUCUUUCUCGGUUAUGCUGGGAACCUGCAGGAAAAGGUCCCGGAGUUGGCUGGAUUUUGGCUGCUGAGCAUCCUGCUGCAGUUUCCACUAAUCCUGUUUCAGCUCUUCAACGAAGCCAUCCUCAUACAACCCCUGGAGAGGGGUGUUCACAUAGUUCUCGCCAUAUUCAUACUCACACAGGCCCUCUCUGGUUUUGUGGCGCUCCGGGACAUGGUCAGACACACCGAGAGACAAUUUCAUCUCCGACAGUUUGACUGAAUUCUGAAGCUCCGACGUCUCUGCCACACCUUGACACACACAUCCCUACUACACACCUCUGACAACAGAACAUGAUGUGUAACGUUUUGUACUACAUGUAGUACAUGGUAUAUUUCCUCCCCAUGAUUGAGUGUUAAAGAGAAAAAAAAGUGUGAACAUAUUUAUUUUUAUAUUUUAUUGUCAUUAUAUUCAAUUGGAUUGUAUUCUUAUUUUUGUAGCGUUGCAAUAAAUGAAAUCUAUAAAACACA